AUCGGUUUCCUCCGGUUGAUAAACCCCAGAUAACCCACCCCCUCGCAAAGUAAUGGCAUGUUCCUGGAUCGUCCCAGACACGCCAAGGCAAUAUUACGCCACUGAUGUAUUCUGCCACCUUUCUUUUCAUAACGGCGCGUUCGCGGGCUGGGUAGAGACAUGAAAGGCGGUUGCGAUCGCCCCACCCUCCGUAUAAGCGGUGUCGAUGUGACGGUGGUGUUUUGUCCCGUGCAGGUUGAUAAUGGGAAUGACGCUGAUGUGAUGAACAUACAGAGCAGUUCCAGACAGAGCGCGUGAAGAAGACAUGAAAGACACGGCGGCUAAAGAGGAGGGGUUGGCUGUAGCACUCCUUAUCCUACACCUUGUGCCAGCUGUCUUCAGCAACAAAUUCAUGUCAGUCACCGUGCAUGGAAUGGUCGGAGACACAGUCACCUUCCCCGCUAGCUACGACAGCGACAAGGACAUCAUAGUUCUAACAUGGAACAAACUAGACCAAGACAUAGAGGGCAGAAGAGUUCCUGUCUACAUAUACACUCCCGUGAGUCGGACUUCUCUCGCUCUGGGGCCGUUAAAGGGCCGAGCAGAGCUGCAUCCGAACGGAUCUCUCACCAUCAGGAAAAUUAACGAGGCUGACGAGGGGCAUUACGUCAUGACCGUGCUGAUCGAUACGAUUGGUCAGGAGGAACAAUACGUUUUCCUGGAUAUAGUAGUUCCGCCCAAAGUGGAUAUCGGACUGGUGAGUCCAAAGCUGGUACCGAUCAACAGCACCCUGGUGCUCAACUGUUCCGUGGACAAAACUAACUCAAAAGUUAAAGCGGUUUUCUGGAUGAAGGAUAACGAACUGCUCUCCAAGGAUACCACCCGCGUGGACUAUGAUGGGCCCAAUUCGUACAAAUCUUCGAUCCUGUUGGAAAAACUGACGAGAAAGGACUCCGGGAACUACUCGUGCGUAGCAGAGCACAUCAGAAGUGUCGUGUUGGACAGUGUACAAGUGGAAGUCACGUAUCCACCUGUAGUAGUGAAUAUCACGAGUCCACGAUACACAACCGUGGGGGCAACAGUGACGUUGUGGUGCAUCGUAGACGGCAAUCCAACUCCUAAAGUCCUCUGGUACAAGAGCGGCAACUCCCAGCCUAUCGGCCUCUCCAGCACAUUGGACCACAUCGUCUCGUAUUUGACAUUGCACGACCUCCAGACGUCGGAUAGCGGAGAGUAUCUCUGUAGAGCAUUCAACGGGAAAUACCGGAACGACUCGAGAGCUGUUGAGCUGACGGUACUUGGAGAAGGGACGGCGUCGUACUCAAAUGAAACAACAUCCAGGAGAAGGUGGUUAGAGUUCUGGAGCAUCAUGGGAGGUGCUGUGGGUGGGACGGCCCUGCUGCUGACGUCACUACUGGUUGUUAUCGUCUGUUCCAAGAGCAAAGGCAGGAGAAAGCCUCGAACCAAACACUGCGGAAAGAGUAUCAAAGCCAGGUCAUACAGACUGAACGAUGGCACUCUCAUGCUCCAAGGGAGCUGCCCCGGUACUCUUGCUAGAAAGCCAGAACGAAUCUUGGCAAAGACCGUGUCAAGUUACAAGCCUCCGGGAGACGGUGGCUUGACUCUGGAAGUGGAUGACAUCGUGGAGGUACUUCACAAGGGCACGGACGGGUGGUGGUACGGCUUCUCUCGGGGGACGGUGGGACUUUUUCCCGCCUCUUCUGUCCAGGUCAUCGGUGGCAUGGAGCCCGUGCAAGGAUAUCAUUCCCUAAGGAGAAGUCACAGCCACAACGAUGCGGAGUGCCACAGAAGCAAACACGGUCAUUUCACUAUUGAAGACCACAUCGUUGCGACUACUGCGAUGACCCACGAGAAAAAUGGCUGUCCGGAUAUGCAGUACUGACUCACCAAUGUAAGGUUGUAACUUUGUACAUGAAGUCUCGUGAGAAAUGACGAGAGUUGACGUGGAUCUGGAGACAAGCAAACUAAUGUACAGUAUGUCCUUUGGAUGACGUAGGCUGUGCAAAAUUGGACAAUUUUGAAGAAAAAAAA
Messenger RNA from Branchiostoma floridae (Florida lancelet), 2031 nucleotides. RefSeq names its product hemicentin-1-like. NCBI's taxonomy places the organism in Eukaryota, Metazoa, Chordata, Leptocardii, Amphioxiformes, Branchiostomatidae. The transcript has 8 exons. Gene Ontology annotation, molecular function: protein binding. Gene Ontology annotation, cellular component: adherens junction. Gene Ontology annotation, biological process: homophilic cell-cell adhesion; heterophilic cell-cell adhesion. The record is from RefSeq and is a predicted model, not a curated record. Bases 305 to 1882 code for a protein of 525 amino acids.